AUGGCACCCCAAACCGUGGCCAGCCUUGCAGAACAAUUUCAUGCGUUUCGAGACAAAUUUUUUGACGAUAUCACUGGCAUGGACACCCAACUCUCCAAACUCAGCAUUGACUUCAAAGACGAGUUGGUCCAGGCUCACACACAUCGCGCUGACCUUAAAGACGAGUUGGUACAGGCUCACACAUAUCGUGCGCAGACAGACCUUGCCAUCACCAAACUCCAAGACUCCGUUCAGUUGCUUAUCAAUCACUUUCGGGCUGGACAUGUUGAACCUUCUACCUCCGCGGUGCUCUCGAGUUCAUCUACGCCAACAGCAAAAAGUGGCAUUCUGCCCAAUCCACCGGUGGAUCAAAAACUCAAAGCCGUGCCAUACGGCAUGUCGCAUGGCUCAACUGGGCUCUCGCUUGAUGCACCCAAGGCUCAAUUGGAGCCCCUCUUUUCUUCUGGGUCUCUGCCACCGCCCCAUUAUACCCAACACACAACGGGCCCUCCGCCCGUGACUACUCAGGCUCAUACCCUGCCACCCCUUCCACAUGAUCACGCCACUCAUCGCCAUUUUGACAACGAUGUCAUCUGCCACAUCAAGCCUACCACUCCUACUUUUGAUGGUCAUGGGGAUCCUAUGAUGUUUCUUGAUUGGGUUCAGGCCAUGGAAGAUUACUUCGCCUGGUACGACUUGACGGAUGCUCAUAAACUUCGCAUUGGUAAGUUGACGCUACAGGGAGCCGCUAGACAAUAUUGGAAUUCCGUGGAACAGCAACUAUACCAAUUUGGACAGCCACCUGUGACCCUCUGGGACGAGAUGAAAUUAAAGCUUCGCGAACAAUAUCUUCCCACCUUUUAUCGCCAUCAAUUGUAUGACCAAUUAUGGACCCUUUCACAAGGCAGUUUGACCGUUACUGAAUUCCACGCUCGUUUUGUCAAACACAAGAUACGUGCGGGGAUUCGUGAAGAACCCGACAUCACUAUGUCUCGCUUUAUCCAUGGUCUUCGUGAUGAUAUCAAACGUGAAGUCUGGCAGUUCCGUCCGCAUACUUUGGAAGAUGCAUAUUGCCACGCAUUGGAAGCUAAAACUUUUUUGCGUCCACAACGUAGAUAUACAGGGCAUCUUGGGCACUCUUCCACUCCUACUCCAAACCGUGGUACUCCUAGCUCUAAAUAUGGCGUUUCCGGCCCACCUGCUCCUACAAUACCCGCAACAGAAAAAGGACCAGUCCCAUCCACGACUGCUCACUUCAAAUGCUAUCGUUGCCAUGCUAUGGACCACAUCGCCUCUCGUUGUCCCCACAAAACUUUAACCCUUGGCUCCCUCAAUGAGGACUCUUGUGUGGACAAAUAUGUGGAGCCCCUUGAACCUGUUUAUGAUCCAUAA
This is a messenger RNA of Prunus armeniaca (apricot), 1371 nucleotides long. The record is from the annotation of a GenBank genome assembly. NCBI's taxonomy places the organism in Eukaryota, Viridiplantae, Streptophyta, Magnoliopsida, Rosales, Rosaceae.